This is a messenger RNA of Carassius auratus (goldfish), 1375 nucleotides long. Its product is annotated as DNA-directed RNA polymerases I and III subunit RPAC1. Bases 48 to 1091 code for a protein of 347 amino acids. The record is from RefSeq and is a predicted model, not a curated record. NCBI's taxonomy places the organism in Eukaryota, Metazoa, Chordata, Actinopteri, Cypriniformes, Cyprinidae. Gene Ontology annotation, cellular component: RNA polymerase III complex; RNA polymerase I complex. Gene Ontology annotation, molecular function: protein dimerization activity; DNA binding. The transcript is spliced from 9 exons. Gene Ontology annotation, biological process: DNA-templated transcription.
UUUCUCCCCUCUCCCGGCGCGAGAGAGGCACGACAGCAAAGAUCAAGAUGGCGGCGCCUAUGAACAACGUGGAUGAAAUUCGUGAUAGAGUGAUAUUGGGUGAAUAUGGCGUAAAAAAUGUCCAUACUACAGAUUAUCCCGGAAAUUACCCUGGUUACGAUGACACAUGGGAUUUGGAAAAAUUCAAAAAGAAUUUCCGGAUUGAUAUAGUUCAUUCGGAUGAGAACAUGUUGGAGUUUGAUAUGAUUGGUAUAGAUGCUUCCAUUGCCAAUGCUUUUCGCCGUAUACUACUGGCUGAGGUCCCAACAAUGGCCAUCGAAAAAGUCUUCAUUUACAAUAACACAUCGAUCAUUCAGGAUGAGAUUCUAGCUCAUAGACUUGGUCUUGUGCCCAUAAAAGCAGAUCCUCGUCUUUUUGAGUACAGGAAUCCGGAGGAUGAGGAAGGCACAGAAAUUGACACAAUUCAACUUCAGCUGAAGGUAAAAUGCUCCAGGAAUCCUAGAGCCCCUAAAGACUCUUCAGAUCCCAAGGAGUUAUAUCUCAAUCACAUGGUCUACUCCGGUGACAUUAAAUGGCUCCCAAUUGGAAACCAAGCCGAUGUGUUUGCAGAUGCCAAGAUUGGUCCUGUGCAUGGGGACAUUCUUCUGGCACAACUUCGACCAGGCCAUGAACUUGAUAUAGUCAUGCACUGUGUCAAAGGAAUAGGCAAGGAUCAUGCCAAGUUUUCUCCUGUGGCUACUGCAAGCUACAGACUUCUUCCUGAAAUCACAUUAUUACAGACCAUUGAGGGAGAACAAGCAGAGAGGUUAAAGCGCUGCUUCUCACCAGGAGUUAUUGAGAUACAGAAUGUGAACGGAAGGAAGGUGGCUAAAGUUGUCAACAGUCGUUUAGACACAUGCAGCAGAGAAGUUCUUCGCCAUGAUGACUUGAAGAACUUGGUGAAACUGGGGAGAGUGCGGGAUCAUUUCAUAUUCUCAGUUGAGUCCACGGGGAUCCUCCCUGCUGAUGUCCUGGUUACUGAGGCCAUUAAUGUCCUCAUCUCUAAGUGCCAGAAGUUCCUUACAGAGCUUGAUGCGGCAGAAAUGGACUAGAUGGAAGAAAUAAGGCCAGUCACACUCAUCCUAUAGAUCUGAAUGAAGUCAUGGGACUGGUUACUGACACUGUACAUAGCGUUCAUAUCUUAAGCGCAAAAAAAAAAAAAAGUGAAUUCAUGCAAAUUCCAAUGAGCAAUUUAAGGCCAUUAGAGAAUUCUGGAAAUUUCUUGACAUUCAAGUGUUUUUGUUUCUUUUUAGUCAAAUUAAUCUGUUUUGUUUCAAAUGUCCCGCUAUAACAAAACAUAAAGAUGUAUAUUAAACUUAUGCUGUUGACAAAAUUA